AUGCGUGUUCUUUUUUGGAACAUAAAUGGUUUUGCACGUGAUGAGUCGCGAUGCAAGUUACAAGAGUUACUUAAAGAGUUUAAGCCUGAUAUCUUUUGUCUUGCAGAACCAAAGGUACACUGUACUCUUACAUUCUUACGAGGUUUAUAUGUUGAUGGCUAUAAAAAAGAAGUUAUACAUAAUUCAGUUGGUAGGUCUAAAGGAAACUUAUGGAUUUUCUGGUCCAUGGACAUUGUUACUCCGGUGGCGGUUAAUUCCAGUAGACAAGCUACUACAAUAAAAGUUGAGGAUGUUUUCAUAUCCUUUAUUCAUGCUAGUUGUUUCCAGGUUACUCGUAGAAGUUUACGGCAGCAACUUUCUUCUUUUGAUAAUAAUAUUCCCUGGUUGGUCAUGGGAGAUUUUAAUUGUGUACUUCGUAAUGAUGACAAGAAAGGGGGUUAUACUCCGUGUACUUCAGCUAUUAAUGAGUUCAGUGAUUGGUUGGAUGACAACAACCUUUUUGAAGCUGACUCUUUGGGUUCUAAAUACACUUGGGCCAAUGGUCAAUCAGGUGUUCAUAGAAUUCUUUGCAAGUUGGAUCUAGCUGUGAUUAAUGAGGCAUGGCUUACGAAGUUUGAGAAUUGGCGGUGCUAUCCUUUUGUGAUUUCAAGACCUAAAAGAGCACCUUUUAGAGUGCAAAAAAUGUGGUUCACUCAUCCUGAUUUCAUGAGUACGGUUAUGGAGAGUUGGAAUGCUCCUGUUUCGGGUUCUCCUGAUUAUAUUUAUCCGUACAAGCUUAAGAUAUUAAAGGAUGCCAUGAAGGAGUGGAAUUUUAGGGUCUUUGGUAAUGUUAAUGCUAGACUCAAACAGGCUAAAUUAACUAUGGAAGUUGCUCUUCGUAUUUCUGAUGAGGAUCCGGAAGACAUAACGAAGCUGAAUUUUGCUAAGGAGGCUUCGGUUACACUUCAGGAAAUCCGUAUGCGUCAAUCCAUUAUGUUGAAGCAAAAAUCACGAAAGAAAUGGCUUAAGGAGGGUGCGAAUAAUACCUCUUUUUUUCAUGCCAAUAUUCAUACUCGAAGGAGCAGCAAUAUGAUUUCAGAAUUGGUGGAUGAUUAUGGGAAUGUUAUCUCUAAUUGUGACCAAAUUAGAGAUUACAUGGUGUCUUAUUUUGAGUCUAAAUUUAAUGGGGUAGAACUGCCAAUUGAUGAGAAAUUAUUUCAUUAUGAGCAUGACACUAUUUCUACGGAGGAAAUCCAUAGAAUGGAUGCGAUUCCUACUUAUGAUGAAAUAAAGGCCGAUGUUUAUGAUCUUGAUGCUGAUAGUGCCCCUGGACCUGACGGUUUCUCCGGUUGCUUUUAUAGACAUUGUUGGGACGUAAUACAACAAUACCUUUAUAAUGCUAUUACUUAUUGUUGGAAACACCAAAGGAUUCCGAAUGGGAUCCUUGCUACGAGACUUCGUAGAGUUUUUGAUAAGCUGGUUUCAGAGGAACAAGUUGCUUUUAUGAAGGGAAGAAAUAUUCAUGAGAACAUCAGUGUGGCGUCGGAGAUGGUGAAUGAUCUGAAAACUAAGCGUAAAGGUGGCAAUGUGGGUCUAAAGCUGGAUAUUACUCAAGCUUUUGACACUGUUAGAUGGUAUUUGGGAGUUCAAAUUAUGCCUGGAGCUGUAAAAUAUCGUCACAUUAGCAAUGUAAUUGAUAAGAUUAAAAAGCAACUCUCUGUUUGGAAAGGAAAAAUGCUCUCUUUUCAAGAUCGGGUUGUUCUUAUUAAUUCUGUGAUUUCUAGUUAUGCCAUUCACAACAUGGCUAUUUAUAAAUGGCCUCGGAAGUUCAUUCAGCAGGUGGAAAGGGCUAUACGCAAUUUCCUUUGGUCCGGAGAUGAUGAUACUGCAAGAAAAUUUGUUGUGGGCUACGACAAAAUUUGUUGCCCUGUGAAGGAAGGUGGUUUGGGAAUUAAUUAA
Molecule: messenger RNA, 1938 nt
Organism: Papaver somniferum (opium poppy)
Lineage: Eukaryota; Viridiplantae; Streptophyta; Magnoliopsida; Ranunculales; Papaveraceae
Exons: 4
Coding region: 1-1938 (645 amino acids)
Molecular function (GO): catalytic activity
Source: RefSeq, a predicted model, not a curated record